Molecule: messenger RNA, 264 nt
Organism: Trichosporon asahii var. asahii CBS 2479
Lineage: Eukaryota; Fungi; Basidiomycota; Tremellomycetes; Trichosporonales; Trichosporonaceae
Exons: 2
Coding region: 1-264 (87 amino acids)
Source: RefSeq, a predicted model, not a curated record
AUGUGCCCUGCCUCCACCAAACACCGCACCCCGCGCCCCUGCUGCGCCGCAUCCCGCCAGCGCGACCUCGAGCUCGCGAUUAAGCUUCACCGGCGACAGAUCGCCCAGCUCAAAAUUACCCAUCGGGAGGAACAAUGCCGGCAUGAGCAUCAAGCGCGCGAGAUGGAGGCCGAGAUCGCGCGACUCGCACUCGAGGCUGCCCUCAAGGCUAUCUCCAUCCUCGUCAACCCAUCCCGUGCAGAGGCCGGGGAGAGUGCUGACUAG